AUGGCCUCCCAAUCACAGUCGUUGAAUGACACUGAUACCAUCAAUUGGAACAACAACAGCAGCGGCAGAAACAAUGUCCCAAUAUCAGAGCAUCUCUCCCUCGAGCUCACUCCCAGCAGCAUCCCGCCUCCCCAGUCUCUGGCCUUUGAGAUUCCCUUUAUAUUCACUCUAUGCAUGGCUCAGCUCUUGGCCCAGGCCGGGUUAGGCCAGUGCAUUGCUCCGUUACACAUCAUUGGAAACAGCUUUGGCACUCAAGAUGCUGGCCAGCUCAGCUGGAUGCCCGCUGCUUACAGUCUGACGGUUGGAACUUUCAUCCUCAUCGCGGGCCGCAUGGGCGAUCUCUUUGGCCACAAGAUCAUCUUCAUCAUUGGCUUCUGCUGGUAUGCCCUCUGGAGUCUCCUGGCCGGCGUCAGCGUCUGGUCCCGGUCCAUCAUCUUCUUCGACGUCUGCAGAGCCUUCCAGGGCAUGGGGCCUGCCUUUGCCGUGCCUUCUGCCGUGGCCAUCAUCGGCCGCACGUAUCCCCCCGGCAGGAAGAAGUCUAUGAUUUUCAGCAUGUUUGGCGCUACUGCUCCGGGUGGCUUCGUCGUUGGCGCUGUCUUUUCAUCCAUCUUUGCAGAACUGGUUUGGUGGCCCUGGGCAUAUUUUGUCAUGGCCAUGGUAUGUGCUUUGGUCGCGUUUGCUGGCACCAUCACCAUCCCAGCAACCCCUGGCGCCGUGAAACUGCGAUCUGAAGCACCGCUAUGGAAGAUCAUUGAUGUCCCAGGAGCUGCGGCAGGCGUUACCGGCCUAAUCCUCAUCAAUUUUGCCUGGAAUCAAGGUCCUGUCGUGGGCUGGCCGACUGUAUAUGUCUAUGUGCUUCUGAUUGUUGGGUUCCUCUUCCUGGGCCUGUUUGGCUGGAUCGAGGUGCGCUCCGAAUUUCCUCUGCUGCCGACAAAACUGUUUAGCGGCUCCUUGGGAUUCGUCUUGGCUUGCGUGGGCCUCGGAUGGUCCAGCUUUGGUAUUUGGCUGCUCUACCUAUGGCAAAUCCUUGAGCAGAUCAGGGGUUAUAGUCCUCUCGAAGCCAGCGCGCAGUUCAGCACGGCCGCCAUCUCUGGAGCGUGCGCAGCUUUCACUACCGGUCUCAUCCUGGGCAGAGUGAGGCCCAGCAUGGUGAUGAUGGCGGCGAUGACGGCUUUUACCGUCGGAGGAAUCCUGGUAGCAACAAUGCCUCCUCAUCAGAUUUACUGGGCUCAGACAUUUGUUGCAAUCAUUGUCAUGCCUUGGGGAAUGGAUAUGUCGUUUCCCGCCGCCACGAUUAUCCUCAGCGAGGCUUUGCCAAAGGAACACCAGGGCCUUGCUGCCUCCCUCGUCAACACCGUCAUCAACUACUCCAUCUCCAUCGGCCUCGGCAUCGCAGGCACGGUGCAAUCUCAGAUCAGCCCCGGGACCACAGAACAAGAAAUACUGAAGGGCUGCAGAAGUGCGUUUUAUGUGGGCAUUGGCCUCAGCGGGCUUGGAGUUGCGGUAGCCGCGCUGUUUGUCCUUGACGAAAACAGGAAACAUGUCAAGGAGCGUCGUGGGGGAAGGGAGUGAAAGAAAACA
Molecule: messenger RNA, 1581 nt
Organism: Trichoderma atroviride IMI 206040
Lineage: Eukaryota; Fungi; Ascomycota; Sordariomycetes; Hypocreales; Hypocreaceae
Source: RefSeq, a predicted model, not a curated record